AUUUCACUUCCUACUGUGUGUGGGGGGGGGGGCGUUACGACCCGUAAAGACAAGGUGUGGCGAGUUUACAAAGACGACUUCUGAAAUAGUCACCUCCGAAGUCACCUCCGUUAUUUCACCCGUUUGGGAUUGAACCCCCGGAAAAAUGUCUGUUUGGGAUGACUUGGAUUUGCUUUUAGACACUCCCAAUUCACUGGCUGUAACAUCCAGUGCAAGAGGAACUGUAAAGGAUAAGGCAAAUUUUAAGGUGGCAGAUGACGUUGCAGCAUUAAGGGAGGCCAUAGAGGGCAUUGGUACCACAGAAACUACCUUAAUUGAAGUGCUUGCACAAAGAAGCAAUGCUCAGCGUCAGCUUAUUGCUAAUGCCUACCAGAAGGCAACAGGAAGGACAUUAAUAGCUGACCUGGAGGGUGAUACCCGCGGAGACUUUGAGGAUGUGCUUGUUGCCUUGGUAACACCUCCUGCUGUUUAUGACUGCCGAGAGGUCAUUAAAGCCAUCAAGGGUGCUGGUACUACAGAAAGUACUCUGACUGAAAUAUUUGCCUCCAGAUCAAACAGACAGAUAAAUGCCCUCUCUGGGGCAUACCUGGCAGAAACCGGGAAGUCACUUAGUCAUGAUCUGCAGUCGGAGGUAUCUGGAGACUAUGGCAAAACUCUGCUAAUCUUGAUUGAGGGCAAGAGGGAUGAGAGCACCAACGUGGACAGCGCCAAAGCAAAGGCAGACGCCAAGGCCCUGUAUGAAGCAGGGGAGAAGAAGUGGGGGACCGAUGAGAGCAAGUUUAUUGACAUCCUGUGUCACAGGAGUGUUCCCCAGCUGAGACAGACCCUUGUGGAGUACAAGAGUAUAAGCAAGAAGACUCUGCAGGAAAGCAUUGAGAGUGAGAUGUCUGGAAACCUGGAGGAGCUACUGGUGGCCAUCGUCAAGUGUGUCAAGAGCACCCCUGCGUACCUGGCAGAGAGACUUUACAAGAGCAUGAAGGGUAUGGGGACCACAGAGUCCACACUGACAAGAAUACUGGUUAGCCGCUCAGAAGUUGACUUGCUAGAUAUCAGAGCCGAGUACAAAAAGCUAUUUGGCUGCUCUCUCCACUCCCAACUAGAGUCUGAAGUCUCAGGUAGCUAUGGUCAAACCCUGAGGAUUCUCUGUGGUGGAGACGACUAACCUCCAGUCUUGGAUGAAGUCGUUCAUUGAAGCUUCACCCAACACAAAGCAGAAGAAACCUUGAGCAGGAAAUAUUUCC
Molecule: messenger RNA, 1241 nt
Organism: Lampris incognitus (smalleye Pacific opah)
Lineage: Eukaryota; Metazoa; Chordata; Actinopteri; Lampriformes; Lampridae
Gene: anxa3b
Product: annexin A3b
Exons: 14
Coding region: 146-1162 (338 amino acids)
Cellular component (GO): cytoplasm
Molecular function (GO): calcium-dependent phospholipid binding; phospholipase inhibitor activity; calcium ion binding
Source: RefSeq, a predicted model, not a curated record